AACCAAAAUAAUGGUGCGUUAGACAACCCAGUGCUUUCGCGGCCCAGCCAAUUGUUUGUUUUUGUGGUUCUGCUUUGUCAUCAACAGCAAGGCUUUUCUAAUCUCUGCCACAAAGGCAACAAUGCGCUUUGGAAGGCCCCAGGCUCCCAACAUGCGCGGCCACAGCCAGGGGCAGGUUUUCAGGGCUAUUUCGCCACCAGCCAGUGCUGUGCAGUGCUUAGUGUAGCAUGAGACAGCCAAGGGUGAGCACCCGAGUUUUCACACAAUAAAGGUGCGGAAGGGGACCAAGCGGGGGAUACCACCAUCCCAAGGGAGAGAAGCCUACCACCAUGUUCAAGACCAGCUACCUGCGCGAGGUGCGCAAGGAAAAGUACGAACGCUCAGAUGUUUUUGAUGAGGAACCCGAGGACUCUGAAUCGUCUGCAGGUAUCUCGGCCAUCCAGGGCUGGGAGAGCCUUCAGGAACUCAACAGCCGCUUUGCCCGGUACAUCAACAGGGCACGGGUCCUGGAGCAACGCAACGCUGUGUUCCGCAAGCAGCUGGAGACACUGCAGCGGAUGGAAGAAGCCAGCGGCCUGGAGGAAGCCUUCACAGAGCAGAUUGAAGUCAACAGGCAGCGCAUCCGAGAGCUGUUCUCUGAGCGCGCCAAGCUGGAGCGAGAGCUGAAAGACGCCUGCCGUAUGCUGGAUGAAUUCACCAGCAAAUACAGAAACGAAUGCGAUUACCAAGAACAGCUACGGGGCACAUUGGAACAGUUAAACAAGGAGGCUGACAGUGCUCUGCUGAGAAACCUGGAGUACCAGAUUGAAUCACAGUUCCUGCAGGACGACAUCAACUCCACCAGAGACAGACACAAGAAGAACCUUGCAGAGAUUCAGACCUACGUAAACAUUUUGCAGCAAAUCAACCAGACACUUCCCCUUGUUCCCAAUGUGUCACUGGGCAUAUCCGAGGAGCAGGAGAAGCUGCUGGCCCAGAGGAAAGUGCCAGGGCUACAGAGUCAGCUGGAGGAAUAUAAGAGCGCCCUCUGUCAGCUGCAGGCCCAGAAACAACGCCUUCAUACUGAGACUACGGUGUUGGAGCAAACCAUCAAAAACACACAGGAGAGUUAUGAUGAUGAAAUACAGAUGUACAACGAAAAAAUCGAAUCUCUGCGGAAAGAGAUCGAGGAAGCUGAGAGGUCUCUGGAGAAAUACACAAGUGAAUGUCGCCACCUGGCCAUGUACCAGACAUCUCUUGAGAAUGAGCUGGAGAGGUACAAGAGGAUCAUUGAGAAUGAAGACAACAGGUUGAAUUCAGCAAUAAUUGGCACUCCCAUUACCCUGUUCACUACUAAUUAUCGCUACACUCACACAUCCACUGCAUCAAGCAGGGGGAGAGAUAUCACCCAGGCUAUCCAAGAUAUCACCAGCGUCAAGCCUCGUCAGAAGAUUUUCGCUAAGAAAGUCCUGAAGAAGAAAGAGCUGACCCCGAAAGUUGUGAUGGACAGUGGCCAGGAGGAAAGAAAUGGGGCAACCGCAGGAGAAGCUCCAGAGGAAGAAACAAAGGUGAUCCUUGAGGAAGUGCAGGAGGAGAGGGUGAAAAGAAAAGACCAGAGUCCUGUUCUCACUGGAGUGUCUCCACAGGACGUCCCAGAUGGAGCUCAGAUCAGCAAGGCUUUUGACACUCUUUGUAACAUAGUCAGAGACAGAAUGAGGAAGUACAAGAAGCCUGAGCCAAUUGCUGACUUCUACACUAAAGGUCGUUAUGUCCUUGUCACCGGUGAUGGAAGCUACCUAGAUCCCUGCUUCUACACCUCCACACCAUCAGCCGGCCAUAUCAUCGUCACUAUCAGAGAUGGAAUGAUGUCUCCCUAUGAGAUUUACGGACGCAGCACACCCACUCCUCCACCUCCUCAGCCCAUGGCAGACCCAAGGCCUCUCAGUCCCACCCUGCCUUCUCAUGAAGGAGGACGCAAGGAGGAUGACAAGGGUGAAAGUGGUAAAGAUAGUAAUGGAGGUAAAGGUAAACAUAAGAACGGAGAGCCUCACUCUCAAUCUAAACAUCCGCGCCCAGUCUCUCCACCCUCUGGCCCGGGAUCUGGCCCAAAAGAUCCCACCCCAGCUGCCAGUCAUGCCAAGAAAAGCAGGGAUGACAAUGGGCCAAGUGGGCCCACUCCAAAGCCUGCACCUCGUGGCAACAGCACCAGUUCCAGCUCCAGUACCAGCACCAGCACCAGCACCAACACCAGCUCUGGUAGCUUUAGCCCAGACGCCAUGAGCUAUGAGAAAGUGGAGGUGGUUGAGUCUGUGGAGAAGUUCUCCAAUGACCGCAAAGUAAAAGGUUAUGAAGAGACUUCCAUGGUGGUGGAGACCAUGAUCGAGAAGUCCAGGAAGAAGAAACACUGAAACCACAUCACCUGACGUGAAGAAUCAAUCAAAUCCACCAGGGUCAUACAUGGUUCAGGUCCAGUAACACGGAGACAAUACGGAUGUUGGUAUCAGACUACAUAAAUACCAUUGUUCCUCAAACUACUGUAAUAAGAGCAAUGUUUUUGUCUCAGAGACCAACCAUGAUUAAAGAUCCGCUACACAUUCCUGCUCUGCUAUUCAAUGCUCUUCCAUUUGCUUGCAGUCUCUGGUCUUGUGUCCAGAAUACGUUCUGCUGGUUCCAUUAAGUGCUGCUGUUGUUGUUUGACUUAACAUCCAUGCUCAUGCUAUGAGUCCUUUACUGUCUGAAAACUUGGGACAAUGAGAAACAAAGCUCCACGCCAUCAAUAAAAAUUAAAAAGAAAUGUAAAAACAACGAGAAGCUGUGCCACCCUCUGAACUCUGUCUUAGAACUCCAACCCCCCUUUGAACUCAUUUGUUCAAUUGGAUGCCAUUGCCUGCCCUCAGCACAAUUUUGCUGUGUAUUAAUUUGCUUUGAUAUACUGAAUAAUAAAAAAGAUU
Scatophagus argus is the source of this 2930-nucleotide messenger RNA. Its product is annotated as filensin. Gene Ontology annotation, biological process: lens fiber cell development. Lineage: Eukaryota; Metazoa; Chordata; Actinopteri; Scatophagidae. Gene Ontology annotation, cellular component: cytoplasm; intermediate filament. The transcript is spliced from 8 exons. Bases 330 to 2387 code for a protein of 685 amino acids. Gene Ontology annotation, molecular function: structural constituent of eye lens. The record is from RefSeq and is a predicted model, not a curated record.